Messenger RNA from Ziziphus jujuba (common jujube), 1208 nucleotides. Its product is annotated as soluble inorganic pyrophosphatase 4. Bases 202 to 939 code for a protein of 245 amino acids. The record is from RefSeq and is a predicted model, not a curated record. Gene Ontology annotation, biological process: phosphate-containing compound metabolic process. NCBI's taxonomy places the organism in Eukaryota, Viridiplantae, Streptophyta, Magnoliopsida, Rosales, Rhamnaceae. Gene Ontology annotation, molecular function: inorganic diphosphate phosphatase activity; magnesium ion binding. The transcript has 9 exons. Gene Ontology annotation, cellular component: cytoplasm.
UGUGAGGUGGGUUUUCUUUAAAUAGCAAAUGGCAAAGCAGGAAAGUAAGCGGGAACACGCAUUAGCUCUCUUGCUUUUACCUGUCUGAGCGCCUUAUUCCAGCUUCUCUCUCUCUCUCCUCGAGAUCUGUUUCGUUCCGUCUUCGUUAAGCUUUGUCGCCGACGGCUUUGUUCGGAAUCGGAACUCCGGUGACUUUCAGUUAUGGCUCCACCCAUUGAGACUCCUAACAAGGCCGCUGAGACAUAUCAUUCCACACAUCCACAUCCACCUCCAGUGAUGGCUCCACCCAUUGAGACUCCUAACAAGGCCACUGAGACAUAUCAUUCCACACAUCCACAUCCACAUCCACCUCUUAAUGAGAGGAUUCUUUCAUCCAUGACCAGGAGGUCUGUUGCAGCUCAUCCUUGGCAUGAUCUGGAGAUAGGACCUGGUGCUCCAACAGUUUUCAACUGUGUAAUUGAAAUAAGCAAGGGAAGCAAAGUGAAGUAUGAACUUGACAAAAAAACUGGACUAAUUAAGGUUGAUCGUGUACUUUACUCAUCAGUUGUGUACCCUCACAACUAUGGCUUCAUCCCACGUACUCUUUGUGAGGAUAGUGACCCCUUGGAUGUUCUGAUUAUCAUGCAGGAGCCAGUUCUACCUGGAUGCUUUCUUCGUGCUAAAGCUAUUGGUGUGAUGCCUAUGAUUGAUCAGGGCGAGAAAGAUGACAAGAUCAUUGCUGUUUGUGCUGAUGAUCCUGAGUACCGUCACUAUAAUGAUAUCAAGGAACUCCCACCACAUCGUUUGGCUGAGAUCCGUCGCUUCUUUGAAGACUACAAGAAAAAUGAGAACAAGGAAGUUGCAGUUAAUGAUUUUCUGCCUGCUUCAACUGCCUAUGAAGUAAUCCAGCAUUCCAUGGAUCUUUAUGCUGACUACAUUGUGGAAUGUCUGAGGCGGUAGUCGGAUCAGUGAUGGAUCCUGAUUCUAUCCUGCUGUUAUAUAGGACAGACGGCUAUGAUAUAUAUGUUUAAUACUAUAAUGACGAAAAGAAGAAAUAGAUAUAUGUUAUUUUGUUGCUUAUGCAUGCAUGGUCUAAAACCAAUGCUUGCUUAUACUUCGACCUCUGGACGGAUCGGUUGGCACUAUACUUAUUAGUAGUGUUGGACGAUGAUCUUUAUAGCUAUGAAUGUUGAAAAUGAGAGUUGCAAAAAGACUUUGGGGCGAGUUCA